Fukomys damarensis (Damara mole-rat) is the source of this 2017-nucleotide messenger RNA. RefSeq names its product Yip1 domain family member 4 (gene Yipf4). The coding region runs from base 1 to 918 and encodes 305 amino acids. NCBI's taxonomy places the organism in Eukaryota, Metazoa, Chordata, Mammalia, Rodentia, Bathyergidae. Gene Ontology annotation, biological process: vesicle fusion with Golgi apparatus; endoplasmic reticulum to Golgi vesicle-mediated transport. The transcript has 7 exons. Gene Ontology annotation, cellular component: membrane; trans-Golgi network. The record is from RefSeq and is a predicted model, not a curated record.
AUGGGAGAGCACAUUACAAAGAGCCAAUCAACGCGGCGCUGUCACUGUUAUGGUCCUGUCAGGGCGCCGGCGUCGUGGUGCUUGGGCGGUCGCCACCAAGGGUUCUGUACGUCGGUGAGGCCAUUGUGGCGGUACGGUCUGCGGCUGUCCUCUCGCCCCCAGCCUGCGCCUCAGAAUCGCGGGCCGCAGCGUAGCGCGAGCUUGCGAGUCGGUGCCGCGCCCGCCUUGGGCUGCCUCAGCCUCCUGAGUGCUGGGAUUACAGAUCUCAGUGGAUCUAUAGCAUCCCCAGAUGUCAAAUUAAACCUCGGUGGAGAUUUUAUCAAAGAAUCUACAGCUACUACAUUUCUGAGACAAAGAGGAUAUGGUUGGCUUUUGGAAGUUGAAGAUGAUGAUCCUGAAGAUCACAAGCCACUUUUGGAAGAAUUGGAUAUCGAUCUAAAGGAUAUUUACUACAAAAUCCGAUGUGUUUUGAUGCCAAUGCCAUCGCUUGGUUUUAAUAGACAAGUGGUGAGAGACAAUCCUGACUUUUGGGGUCCUCUGGCUGUUGUUCUUUUCUUUUCUAUGAUAUCACUAUAUGGACAAUUUAGGGUGGUCUCAUGGAUCAUAACCAUUUGGAUAUUUGGCUCACUGACAAUUUUUUUACUGGCCAGAGUUCUUGGAGGAGAAGUUGCCUAUGGCCAAGUUCUUGGAGUUAUAGGAUAUUCAUUACUUCCUCUCAUUGUAAUAGCCCCUAUACUUCUGGUGGUUGGAUCGUUUGAAGUGGUAUCUACACUUAUAAAACUGUUUGGUGUGUUUUGGGCUGCCUACAGCGCUGCUUCAUUGUUAGUGGGUGAAGAAUUCAAGACCAAAAAGCCGCUCCUGAUUUAUCCAAUCUUUUUAUUAUACAUCUAUUUUUUGUCCUUAUAUACUGGGGUGUGAUCCAAGUCAUACAUGAGUAGAAAAAGACAAUGUUACCUUUGAUUUGGGCUGGGAAUUGCUGAAGGGAUUGGAGGAAACAUGGUUGGUAAAGUUUUACAUAUUUCAGAUGUAAAGGCAGGUUGAAGGUCUUUUUUAAACAAUAUUUUUUGUAUUUAAUUAAGCAAUUGCAAUUAUCUGGGAUUUUUUAGUCAGAAUUCUGAAUUCUGUUUAAUUCUUCAUAUUCUGGUGAAUAAAAUAUAAAAGCAUUGUGUUUUUAAGAUUGUGUCAGUGUUCACCUAAAAACUUGUGCCAAAAGCACCGGGAUUGGUUAUAUUUCACUUGAAGGGUAAAUUUGACAACAUCCUGAUAGUCUAAAAGUGCAAUUUUUUUCUUUAAAGAAUUUACUCCUGCAUUGCAGAUCCUGUAGAUAAAUAUUUAUAUUUAUACAUAUAUAUAUUUAUGAAGUAAUUAUUAUUCACACUAUAUAUUUCUGAAUAAUCUAAAAAAUAAGAUAUUAAACCUGAUGCUUAAACUUCCUUUAAUUUGGCCAUUAAUCUUUUAUUUUAAAAAAUUAAAUGUUUUAAGUUGUAUUUUUAAAAUUAGAGUUGCUGAUAUAGAUUUAGUUUGUGUUGGUGUGCUUUUGAAAACCAGUUUUAGAUGUCUACGAGUCUGAUUUAAACGUUCAGUUUAUCUUUUUGACCAAGGGACCAAGAGAUAUAGAUAUAAAAGAUAUGGCAUUCAUUAAAAUCAUUAAUGUGGAGAAAAACAAUAAUAAUUGUAGCAUUAGUAAAUAUUUUAAGUGGUACUUCCACAUUAGAAGUUAUGGGAAAAAGACAAACCUUGUGGUCCUAAGCAAUGUUAUAUGAAGUAGAAAACAAUAAAAUGUUUUCCAGCUGUGUGUUUUGUUUUAUAACACCUUGUCCUGUAUUACUUGACAUUUUAACAAGUGUCAGGCACUCACUAAUGUAUAAUUUUUGCUAAAUACUAAGAAAUUUUUAUUGGUGAAAUAUUUUGUAAGUCAUAGAUUCUGCAUAUACUUAUAAUUAAUAUUACUUUGUAGGGCCGGGGAUUUAGCUCAGCUGUUCGGUGGCCUGCCUUGCAAGCACAAGGACCCGAGUUC